CAAUUUUCUAAAAAAACAAUGGAAAGAAAGACUGGGUUUCAUGAAUUUUAUUGCAACCUAUUAUUAUUCUCAGGUUUCUGCUACUAUUAAGAGCUCUCAGAAAAUCUAAUAAGCUGUGCUUUUCAUAUUAUGUGAUUUUGUCUAUUCACAAUCUGUUAUAUUUCUCGGGAGUAUCAAAUCUUAGUAAUGAUUAUGCUCACACAGUUGAACAUGCCAUAUCACAUCCACUGCUUUCUUAUAUCCAAUUCUUUAUAAGUUGAUAAUGUUCUUAAUUAUACCCCAAUCAGGAUAAUAUGUCUCUGUUAAUUGACAGAAAUUGAAUAUAAGUAGACAGUUUUGUAAUGAAUGUACCUAAAUAUAGAUGAAAAACAUCCAGAAUAUUGAUAAGGUAGAGCCUCCACUUCUUUAUGCUUUCAUGUCAUGAAAUUUCCUUUUAAGGUUAUCCACACGUAGCUAGCCUCCUGACUUAUCAGAAGAUGAUGGAUACUAGAAGCCAGUGCUAUAGAUGCGGGCAACGGUUCUCAGUACCACCAAAUACUGCAACAAUUAUGUGCCCCAGUUGUAAGUUUGAAACUAAAACCCAAUCAUUUGAACGAUUGAAGAGCCAAGAUGGAGGUCAGAUUUCCUUCAGAAGUUUCAUUAAAACAGCAAGGACCAAGUUAUCUCGCAGUGGCACUGGUAGCUCAAAAUCUAACAAGUCAUUGAAUUGUAAACCCUCCACUUUGCUUUUCUCCGAAUCUUUAUCUGGCUUAAGACCAUGCAGGCAGCGUGCACUACUUAUCGGAGUGACUUAUAAGAACUCGAAGCACAAGCUCAAGGGAACUAUCAUUGAUGUGAAGGGUUUCAGAGGUUUGUUGAUGGAUACUUUUACGUUCCCGGAAGAGGGCAUUCGUGUUCUCACAGAGGAGGAGCCGGAGCCAGAUUUUGUCCCAACAAAGAAGAACAUACAGAAUUCCUUCAAAUGGCUCGUGGAGGACUGCAUGGCUGGUGAUUCCUUGGUGUUCUACUUCUCAGGACACGGCGUAAGACAAUUUGAUUUUGAUAGCGAUGAGAGCGAUGGGUUCGAUGAAGCUAUCUGCCCUGUUGAUUUUGUGGAAGUAGGCACGAUCACAGAUGAUGAAAUUAAGUCUGCCAUUGUUAGGCCGCUCAAAAAGGGUGUUACGCUUAACGCAGUUGUGGAUGCUUGUCAUAGUGGAACUGUUCUUGAUCUGCCAUAUGUGUAUAACAGAAAAGCGAAAAAAUGGGAAAUCAGUAACCGUCUAUCUGAAGAUGAGAAACAUACAGAUCGUGGACUGGCAAUUUCAAUCGCUGCAUGUGAAGAUAGACAAGUUGCUGCAGAUACUUCUUCUUGCAUUGGAAAGUCAUCGAUAAAUGGUGGUGCCAUGACCAGCGUUUUGAUACAAAUUGUGAAGAAGAACCCUACAAUAACAUAUGGUAAACUGCUAGACUCCAUUCAUGAGGACAUUGAAGAGGCUAACAAAGAAGGAUGUCUUCCUGGGAUCUUAAAAAGAAUGCUGAAUAACUUUUUAUCACAGAAGCCUCAACUUUCUGCUUCUAAGGAGUUCAACGUUAACAGCAGAUUUCUUAUUUUGCAAUAAUACGCCACAGAUAUAUAUAUACACACACACACACACGCAUACAUGUAUGUAUAUAUUUUAUGGCCGAAGCCUGAAGAUCAUUUUGUACGAAGCGCCCUCGGAUCAAGUAUAGUAGAGGACAAAGAAAAGGAGUCAUGGGCGUGUUAAUGGGUUUGAUGAUUAAUCAUAAUAUGGGAUGAAGUUUAACUGUCUCCCUUAGUAUUUAA
Molecule: messenger RNA, 1804 nt
Organism: Populus nigra (black poplar)
Lineage: Eukaryota; Viridiplantae; Streptophyta; Magnoliopsida; Malpighiales; Salicaceae
Product: metacaspase-1-like
Exons: 5
Coding region: 477-1598 (373 amino acids)
Biological process (GO): proteolysis
Molecular function (GO): cysteine-type endopeptidase activity
Source: RefSeq, a predicted model, not a curated record